AUGCCUUACCUUGCUCGGCAAGAAGUGAAACGCGAAACCAAGCACUCAAACCCUUUGCCUUUGACCAUGAAAAACAUCCUUUCACUCAGCGCUGCCUUCGCGGUCUUUGCCAUGUCAUCUGCGGCCCCUUUGGUCGAGCUCGAAACCAAGCCUAUGGUUGAACUUAGGCAUUCGCCUAUCGAGAAGCAGCAGAUCGGCGGCCUCAGCUCACCCUCAGCUCUUGCAUCCACGCUCAACACUGCGUCGGGGCCCAUCAACUAUGGCAAUCUUAAUUUGGGGACAGGUAUGCAGCCUAGUCAAGUGGUCCAUUAUGGGAUCGAGAACCAACCCAGCCACGGGUUCAUUGCGCCCAUGGUUGCUACUACCACUGCCAAGGAAGCUAUGUUUCAAUUGGCACAUGUAGACAAAGCCGAGGGGCCAGUCGUAAAUGCGGAUUUGGAGGUCGGCAAGUUGAUCUUGAAGGGUGAUGUCAGCAAGUACGCAGGCGCCUCGAGUGAGAGUUUCAAUGAUAAUGAUACCAACGAUGAUGAGAAUGUGGAUGUUGCUGAGUGGGGUCGUUAUGGAUGGGGACACCGCCAGCCUUAUUGGUGGUAUCGCCAUGGUGACUGGCACCGGCGUCGACCCUAUCGCCGUAUCCCACCUUGGUGGUACAGAAGGGGAAAUCCCAUGGCUGCCUAA
Lobosporangium transversale is the source of this 678-nucleotide messenger RNA. RefSeq lists its product as hypothetical. The transcript has 2 exons. NCBI's taxonomy places the organism in Eukaryota, Fungi, Mortierellomycota, Mortierellomycetes, Mortierellales, Mortierellaceae. The coding region runs from base 1 to 678 and encodes 225 amino acids. The record is from RefSeq and is a predicted model, not a curated record.